AUGCUCGAGAGAAAAGCGCUAGAAUCUCUCUACGAGAAGCAUUGUAAGCGUGGCUUCACGUAUGCCUACGGCACUGCUGGUUUCCGCUACAAAGCGGAUGUUUUGGACACCGUUAUGUUUACCACAGGCGUUUUGGCCGGCCUAAGGUCGAUUUAUUUGAAAGGCCAAACGGUGGGUGUAAUGAUCACAGCGUCUCAUAACCCACCCGAAGAUAAUGGUGUGAAGAUUGUUGACCCUCGCGGCGAGAUGCUGGAGCAAAGCUGGGAAAAACACGCUACUGACUUGGCAAACAGUGCCUCCCAGAGUUUCACAAGUUUUGAACAAAAGUUGCAAGAGCUGAUUGUCAAGUUGCAAUUAAACAGCAAUGCACAUGGUAGCAUCACUGUAGCACGGGACUCUCGUGAAUCUGGACCUCGUUUGUUGACGGCUUUCAAGACGGGUACUCUCGUGUUACCAAACCUUCUGGUUCUCGACCACGGCGUGCUCACUACUCCACAGUUGCAUUUCCUGACCAGCAAAGCCAACGAGCUGCCCAAGAACACUAGCAUAGACGAAAAAUUGUACUAUCAAGAGUUCUUGUCUGCUUGGGAUGAGAUCGCAGAGCUUUGUGGUAUUCAGUCGCUGCCCUACGCGCUGACGAUUGAUGCGGCAAAUGGUGUGGGUGCUCCAAAGGUUAAAGAAAUGCUUUCACAACGUGAGAUGUUCAACAAUACGUUCAGGGUGGUCAACGAUGACUGGAAGACGCCGUCAGCUCUAAACCACUUGUGCGGUGCUGAUUUUGUCAAGACUAACCAGAAACUACCUCAAGGAAUCUCUAACGAUACGCGUGCUGAGCAUAUCAAUUGUUCGUUUGACGGUGAUGCCGACCGCAUUGUGUUCUAUUACUGCGACCUUCAAGGCCAAUUUCAAUUACUGGAUGGUGACAAGAUGGCAACUUUGUUUGCUAAAUUCUUUCAAGAAUUGACGCAAACGGCCCACCUACAAGACGAGUUGGCAUUGGGUGUUGUACAAACCGCCUAUGCCAACGGCAGUUCAACCCGUUACCUUGAGCAAGUCUUGGGAACGCCUGUCAAGUGCACGCCUACCGGAGUCAAACACUUACACCAUGAAGCUGUAAAAUUCGACAUCGGAAUAUACUUCGAGGCUAAUGGCCACGGAACCGUCGUUUUCUCGACCAAAUUUAGCCAACUCGUGGACCAAAAACUCGCGGACGCCUCGCACUCAACUUCUGCCCACAAAGCACUACAAAUUUUGUCAUCCUUUUCUAAGUUGAUCAACCAAACAGUUGGCGAUGCCAUCUCUGAUAUGUUGGGCGUCUUGGCAGUCUUGUCCAUUCUCAAAUGGUCUCCUCAAAAGUGGGACCAAGAGUACACCGACUUGCCCAACAAACUCAUCAAGGUUUUGGUUCCCGACAGAACCGUCUUCAAGACUACGAAUGCGGAGAGACAACUUGUGAGCCCAGUGGGACUUCAAGAUCAGAUUGACGCUCUCGUGGCAAAAUUCGACACCGCAAGAUCUUUCGUGAGGGCUAGUGGUACGGAAGAUGCUGUCAGAGUCUACGCCGAAGCAGCAACAAGAGAGCAGGCCGACCGUUUGGCCUCAGUGGUUGGUGAACUUGUCGAAAAGUAUUGA
Molecule: messenger RNA, 1632 nt
Organism: Lachancea nothofagi CBS 11611
Lineage: Eukaryota; Fungi; Ascomycota; Saccharomycetes; Saccharomycetales; Saccharomycetaceae
Source: the annotation of a GenBank genome assembly